This is a messenger RNA of Spea bombifrons (plains spadefoot toad), 5009 nucleotides long. It is a transcript of the gene ATP2A2, whose product is annotated as ATPase sarcoplasmic/endoplasmic reticulum Ca2+ transporting 2. Lineage: Eukaryota; Metazoa; Chordata; Amphibia; Anura; Pelobatidae. The transcript is spliced from 21 exons. The coding region runs from base 428 to 3556 and encodes 1042 amino acids. Gene Ontology annotation, cellular component: membrane. Gene Ontology annotation, molecular function: ATP binding; ATP hydrolysis activity; P-type calcium transporter activity. Gene Ontology annotation, biological process: calcium ion transmembrane transport; intracellular calcium ion homeostasis. The record is from RefSeq and is a predicted model, not a curated record.
CGCUGCCACUAGGAGUAGGAGCUGCGUGCAAAGUUGUAGGGUGUUACGACGGUGGGGGGAAAAAAAGGAACGGGAGGCCGCAGCACCAAAACCGGAGGGAGGCCUGGAGGACAUUAACUAUCGCUUGCCGGGACGGUUUUCUUAGUGGUGCAUCGCUAAAUAUACUUCGGAAGGAGGAGAGUAGACGAAGGUGCUGAGCCUACAGAGCAUCCCUGAACAGAAGAUCCUCUCCCGGAAUACAUCAGGGAGGUCGUGGACGGAAGACUCCCCACCUAGGCAAUUGGCGGUGACAUCCCGAGUUUACGCUCCCUGGGGCGGAGGCAUUGUAUGGAAAGCGAGCUGUGAAGACCCCUUGUUCGUCAGCUUAUAUUGUAGACGGGAGAGAUCCGUGUACACGACGUGGGGGGGGGGCUGAACCGGUCCAGCCAUGGAGAACGCGCACACCAAGACGGUGGAGGAAGUUUUGAAUCACUUUAACGUGAAUGAGAGCACGGGACUCGGCCUGGAGCAGGUCAAGAAGCAGAAGGAAAAAUGGGGCCCUAAUGAAUUACCUGCAGAGGAAGGAAAAACAUUAUGGGAGUUGGUGAUUGAACAGUUUGAAGAUUUAUUAGUUAGAAUUUUGCUUCUUGCUGCUUGUAUAUCAUUUGCCUUGGCGUGGUUUGAAGAAGGAGAGGAAACAAUUACAGCCUUUGUGGAACCUUUUGUAAUUUUACUUAUAUUGGUAGCAAAUGCCAUUGUGGGUGUGUGGCAGGAAAGAAAUGCUGAAAAUGCUAUUGAAGCUCUUAAGGAGUAUGAACCUGAAAUGGGCAAAGUCUACCGACAGGACCGAAAGAGUGUACAAAGGAUUAAAGCACGAGAUCUUGUGCCUGGGGAUAUUGUUGAAGUGGCAGUGGGUGACAAAGUUCCAGCUGACAUUCGACUAACAUCUAUCAAAUCAACAACUUUAAGAGUUGACCAGUCAAUCCUUACAGGGGAGUCUGUCUCUGUUAUUAAACACACUGACCCAGUCCCCGAUCCUCGGGCUGUCAAUCAGGACAAAAAGAAUAUGCUCUUUUCCGGUACAAAUAUUGCUGCCGGUAAAGCUAUUGGAGUUGUGGUAGCAACUGGCGUAAAUACAGAGAUCGGUAAAAUACGAGACGAAAUGGUAGCUACUGAGCAAGAAAGGACUCCUCUGCAGCAGAAACUUGACGAGUUUGGCGAGCAGCUUUCCAAAGUUAUCUCUCUAAUUUGUAUUGCUGUUUGGAUCAUCAACAUUGGACACUUCAAUGAUCCAGUCCAUGGGGGGUCAUGGAUGCGAGGUGCCAUUUACUACUUCAAGAUUGCUGUUGCCCUUGCUGUUGCUGCCAUACCUGAGGGGUUGCCUGCUGUCAUCACCACAUGUUUGGCUCUGGGAACCAGAAGAAUGGCAAAGAAGAACGCAAUUGUCAGAAGCCUACCGUCGGUUGAAACGCUGGGCUGCACCUCGGUCAUCUGCUCUGAUAAGACUGGCACUCUAACCACUAACCAGAUGUCUGUCUGUAGGAUGUUUGUUAUAGAUAGAGUGGAAGGAGACAGCUGCUCUCUCAAUGAAUUUUCUGUCACUGGAUCUACUUAUGCCCCCGUCGGAGAAGUGUUAAAAGAUGACAAGCUUGUUAAAUGCCACAAGUAUGAUGGCUUGGUAGAACUCGCUACAAUCUGUGCGCUUUGCAACGAUUCUUCUUUGGAUUUUAAUGAGGCUAAGGGAGUUUAUGAAAAAGUUGGAGAGGCUACAGAGACGGCACUUACCUGUCUGGUAGAAAAGAUGAAUGUCUUUGACACUGAUCUGAAAGGACUUACCAGGAUCGAACGGGCCAAUGCCUGCAAUUCUGUCAUAAAACAACUGAUGAGGAAGGAAUUUACUUUAGAGUUUUCCAGAGACAGGAAGUCCAUGUCUGUGUAUUGUACUCCAAACAAGCCAAGCCGCACUUCUAUGAGCAAAAUGUUUGUAAAAGGUGCUCCAGAAGGCUUGAUCGACAGAUGUACUCAUGUUCGUGUUGGUAACACAAAAGUGCCUUUGACUCCUGGAGUGAAGCAGAAGGUUACGAGCGUGAUCAGGGAAUGGGGCUCUGGGAGGGACACUCUGCGUUGUUUGGCACUGGCGACUCAUGACAACCCACCAAGAAAAGAAGAUAUGAACCUUGAGGAGUCUUCUAAUUUCAUUAAUUAUGAGACCAAUCUAACAUUUGUUGGUUGUGUUGGAAUGUUGGAUCCCCCAAGAACAGAAGUGGCUGCCUCUGUGAGAAUGUGCAGACAAGCCGGCAUUAGAGUUAUCAUGAUUACAGGUGAUAACAAGGGAACUGCCGUUGCAAUUUGCCGUCGCGUUGGUAUCUUCCGUGAAGAUGAAGACGUUUCUGAUAAGGCUUAUACUGGCCGUGAAUUUGAUGAGUUGUCUCUGGCUGCACAGAGAGAAGCCUGUAUGAAGGCUCGCUGCUUUGCCCGGGUGGAACCUUCACAUAAGUCAAAGAUUGUAGAGUAUCUACAAUCAUUCGAUGAAAUCACUGCCAUGACUGGUGAUGGUGUGAACGAUGCACCGGCUCUUAAGAAGGCAGAGAUUGGAAUAGCAAUGGGAUCGGGUACUGCAGUUGCUAAAACCGCCUCAGAAAUGGUCUUGGCUGACGAUAACUUCUCUACCAUUGUGGCUGCUGUUGAGGAAGGACGUGCUAUUUACAACAACAUGAAGCAGUUUAUUCGAUACCUCAUUUCCUCAAAUGUUGGGGAAGUUGUCUGUAUUUUCUUGACUGCUGCUCUUGGUUUCCCUGAAGCAUUGAUACCUGUUCAACUUCUUUGGGUAAACUUGGUGACUGAUGGCCUCCCAGCCACUGCAUUGGGUUUUAAUCCACCAGAUCUGGACAUCAUGAACAAACCACCCCGCAACCCCAAGGAACCUUUAAUUAGUGGCUGGCUUUUCUUUCGUUACCUUGCUAUUGGAUGUUAUGUUGGUGCUGCUACAGUUGGUGCCGCUGCCUGGUGGUUCAUUGCUGAAGAAGAUGGACCAAAAGUCACAUUCUACCAGCUUAGUCAUUUUCUUCAAUGCAAAGAAGACAAUCCAGAAUUUGAAGGUGUUCAGUGUUCAGUCUUCGAGUCUCCUUAUCCUAUGACAAUGGCACUGUCUGUUCUUGUUACCAUAGAAAUGUGCAAUGCCCUCAACAGCUUGUCUGAAAACCAGUCAUUGCUGAGGAUGCCACCUUGGGAGAAUGUGUGGUUGUUGGGCUCAAUCUGCUUGUCGAUGUCGCUUCAUUUCCUCAUCCUUUAUGUAGAACCAUUACCGCUCAUCUUCCAGAUUACACCGUUGAACUUGACUCAGUGGCUGAUGGUGCUGAAGAUCUCAUUACCAGUUAUACUUCUGGACGAGGCACUUAAAUUUGUUGCCCGUAACUACUUGGAACCUGGUAAAGAGUGUGAAAAGCCUGAAGCCAAACCGUGCUCUUUUUCCGCAUGCACUGAGGGCAUCUCUUGGCCGUUUGUGUUCAUCACUUUACCUUUGGUUAUCUGGCUUUACAGCACAGACACUAACAUAACUGAAAUGUUCUGGUCUUGACUGACAGUUUGACAGAAUGGAAAUGUCUAACUUAACCAAUUCAUUUUUAUACAUUUUUUUUUUUUAAGCAACUGUCUAUUUCUGCUGAAUUUUCACAUGAACAUAGUGCUGGUGAAGGCAAGAUUUAGUUUCCUUACUAGAUCUUACUUUGCUCUCCAAAGCCCUCCUCCUUAGAGGGUCUCCCUUUUUUGGUUUUUACACUUGCUGUUCAUUGACAUGUUCAGAGAACUAACACUAUUUUAUGCGUUUUUUUUUCUUUGUAGAUGGGAAAAAGCAUGUACAGUGUUCUGUUUCAUAAUCUUCGUUAUUGGUUAAUAAAAAUAAAUUAAAAAGGAAGCAAAAAGGAAAUAACACUGAUCCAAUGGACAUUAUCUGCAGAAAAAUGUCAGCAGAAUUAGGGAAUGUGUGAUUUAAUUUUUUUUAAACUAAAGCAUGGUUUAAACUGUCUUUGCAUGGUCGUCGGUUUAAUUUGAUGUCAUGUCUGUCAAGUGGUCUGUUUUUUUAGCCAUAAGCCAGUUUUUUAUUUCUGCACUAAGCAGAGCACUGCUACCUCAGUCAGUAUUUUUUGUUUUCUACAUUCUCAUUUCACUGUUUAUUUACUUUUUCUGUUUACACCAUACUCUGUAAGAGGUAAGCCUAUUCCUGCUUGUGCAGAAUAUAUAUACAUAUAUAUAUAUUGUGCAGGAUAUGUAUGUGUGUAUAUAUAGAUCACAAUUUCAAAAUUCAAACAUGGUUUCCCCUCCCGUAGAUUUUUAAGGUUAUUUAUUUGUGUGAUGUAUUUUAUUCGUUCAACACAUUUCCUUUUUUUUUGGCAUGGGGGGGAGAGAUUGGGCUUUAUUGCCAGUGUUGCCCAUAUCAGGGACUAUACUUCACAACUUAGACAAAAAUAAACCUUUUAAUGGACAGAGAACAUUUGAUGUCUUGGUUUUUAACAACUUCUUUCUCACCGAAGUUUCUUCAGUUUGAGUUUGUUUUUCUUGUGUACAUUUGAGCAUUUGCAUGAUCAAAAAAGGAAACCUGCACUGCAAGGUUAAAGGCUGGAUGAUAUAACCGAUCACACAUAACCAUUGUUUUUAUUAGUUUAUUAUUGCAAGUUAUCCCAGUGACCUGUAUUAACCAGAGAUAGGGACGUAACUUGAGUGUGCAUCUUUUUUUUGUAAAAUCUGUAAAUAACACAUGACCAAAUGAACAUAUUGUAUAGAACUAUUUUUUAUUUAAGUGACACUAACAAUUAUACUGUUACUGAUAGAGCAUGUUUCUGGGUUGAUAUACUCGACCAUCGUUGUCAUUAACCGUCCUUACUGUGGUGUUUUUCUCCAAAUGCCUUCCAACCCGUCAUAAAUUAAAGUGAGUAUCCGUUGCCUUUGAAGCACUCCAUCAUAGCCAGUUCAUGUAGUGAUGCAAGAAAUUACAGUUUGUAUUAUGUCUUAAGAAUAAAUGGUUAAGUUUUCCA